UUUGAAAAGAAACCCGCAUGUUUAUAAGAAAUCUCGCGGUCUCGUGGUUGAGAGCUAUGGGCUAAAUUUGAGGUGAAGAAUCCGCCAUUUUUUAAAAGUCAUUUACACACUCGAUAUGUGCUCGUCUCAGCCACCAAACUGUAAAAUCUUGCCUGAGUGACAAGACGCUUUCUAGUUAAAAGGCCACCAUGAUGAAGCCCUGGGUGAAGUCUGUGAUCCUCCUGCCCCUGUUCAUUCUCUACAUCUUCCUUGGGGCCUACGCAUUCCUCCGAUUGGAGCAGGGGAACGCGGAGGCCGCUCGGGAAGAGUUCUUCGGGUUCCUUGUGCCGUUCGUCCUCAAUCACUCCCAGUGCCUGUCGAGCGACGAGCUGCUGUCCUUACUAAACAAGCGUGCCGUGGCCAGGGCGAAGGGCGUGUACACACCAUCCUUGUUGGUGGGAGGGCAGUUGUUGAGCUUCUGGAGCUGGUCCAAUUCGAUCGUGUUUGCCUCUACCAUUGUCACGACCGUGGGAUAUGGAAGGUUGGUACCCAAAACUGUGGGCGGUCAGGUUUUCUGCAUUGCCUACGCCAUUCUGGGCAUUCCCCUGUGUUAUAAGAUGCUGUCGGUGGUCGGGGAUACCUUCCAGAGUCUUUGGCAACACUCGCUCAGGCUCUUCGACAAGGCGGUGGCUUGCUUGAAGUCUCAUCGCACCCGGAAACUCCUCGGCGUGCUGGUGACCAUUUUCGUACUCUGGAUCUUUCUCGUGAUGAUCCCCGCGGUCAUAUUUGCCAACACCGAGUCCUGGUCGCUGGUGGACGCCCAGUACUUCAGCUUCGUCUCCCUCAGCACCAUCGGCUUCGGCGACAUCGUCUACGGGAUGGAGGACCGACUGAUGACGGUCACGCAGGAUUGGUUGUACAAGAUCGGCAUGCUGGCAUACUUCCUGAUCGGUUUAAGCGUCAUCUCCAUCGUCUUCAAAGGCGUGUGGCGGGCACAGAAGGACCGCCUCAAGCAGGCGCAGGAGACAACCCGGCGGUUUUGGCAGAACCGGGGCGGCAGGCACCGCAGCUACUCACUGGGCACUCCCGAACCCAUGGACGAGGUACUGCAGGCCCGUGGUUUGUUCACGCGCAAGCAGAGCAACCCAACGCAGGAGCCGAUCUUCGAGGAGCACUCCUCCGAGGAUGAAGAGAUUGAGAGGACUAUGGCCAUGGAUGCCAUGGAGAUGACCGGCAGGAAGGCCUCCGUCUUCUCCCUGUCUUACCGGAGUGUCACCAUGAGGCGAAUUGUGGCCGACAAAGACUCGGGUCAUGGCUCCUGUAAUAAUUCAUUCAUGGGAGAUAAUGGAUUUAUUAACUCUGAAAUCUAGGGGCAGACCGUGGCAAAAUAAUUGUACCAAAAAGAAAAAGGACAAAAAUGACAGUUUGACUAUAAACUCGAUCUCUGUUUCAUAUACUUUUCUUUCUUAUUCAAAAUUUGGUACGAAGAAUAUUUUGCCCGUAAAAUCCACUUCCUAUCGCACACUUCAGUGAAAUUUAAAGCGGACAAAAGGAAUAACAAACCCUGACUCUGGACGUUCGUGAAGAUUUUAUUUCAACAUUACUGCAACUAGAAAAUUGCAUGAAUUAUGAACGUACUGUUAUUAACUGCAUGAUUGUAAUGAAGAAAAUAAAUAAAUAAAUAAAUAAAUAAAUAAAUAACGUAAA
Molecule: messenger RNA, 1686 nt
Organism: Patiria miniata (bat star)
Lineage: Eukaryota; Metazoa; Echinodermata; Asteroidea; Valvatida; Asterinidae
Product: potassium channel subfamily K member 16-like
Exons: 2
Coding region: 189-1349 (386 amino acids)
Biological process (GO): potassium ion transmembrane transport; stabilization of membrane potential
Cellular component (GO): membrane
Molecular function (GO): potassium ion leak channel activity
Source: RefSeq, a predicted model, not a curated record